GUAAAACCACGCUACCCUAACCUCAAACCUCUGCACAUAUAUAUAGUCCCCCCAUUUGUUCCUGCUUUUUUCGAACGCUUUUACUUAAAAUUCCUUUUUCCUUUUCUGUUUACUUCUCUGGGUCAUAAUUUUUUUUGGGAUUUUUGUUUAAGCUUUGUGGGGGGAGGGGGGGUUGCCCUUUUAACUAUGGCUUCAACGUUGUUACUGGCUCUGGUUUUUGUGAUUGAUCUUAUUGCUUUUGGACUUGCUGUUGCUGCUGAGCAAAGGAGAAGCACUGCCACUGUUGGCAAUAAUGGGAAAGAAAGUUAUUGUGUUUAUGAUAAGGAUAUUGCAACUGGCUUAGGUGUAGGUUCAUUCCUUUUCCUUCUACUCGGUCAGAUACUAAUCAUGGUGGCGAGCCGAUGCUUAUGCUGUGGUAAAGCCAUGAAACCUAGUGGUUCUAGAGCAUGGGCAGUUGUACUCUUCAUCACUUGCUGGGUGUUCUUUCUCAUCGCGGAGGUAUGCUUGCUAGCAGGGUCGGUCCGUAACGCAUACCACACCAAAUACAAGAAUCUCUUGGAUAAUCCUCCAUCAUGUGCAACGUUGAGAAAAGGUGUGUUUGGCGCCGGGGCUGCAUUCAUUUUCUUAACGGCCGUAGUUUCCGAGCUUUACUACGUUAGCUACUCGAAAGCAGCUAGGGAUGAGAAGCCUAACAACUAUGGUAGGGACACUGGAGUGAGAAUGGGAAACCUAUAAGAUGAGUAUAUAUAUAUGGUCAUUGAUGAUCAUAUGAAAUAUUCUUAUGUAGUAAUUCAUUGUUAAUUUGACCUUGGUGUGUUUUUGGUAACAUGUGUGAUUGACUAUACAUUGAUCUUUGACCAUGCCCA
This is a messenger RNA of Gossypium raimondii (Peruvian cotton), 866 nucleotides long. RefSeq lists its product as uncharacterized. The transcript has 3 exons. Lineage: Eukaryota; Viridiplantae; Streptophyta; Magnoliopsida; Malvales; Malvaceae. The record is from RefSeq and is a predicted model, not a curated record. The coding region runs from base 187 to 735 and encodes 182 amino acids.